AUGGCCAAGGUUCCUUCGCUGCUCUCCAUCCGACCCCGAUUCUUGUCCACAAAAGUCCUUUUGCUUGGUGCUAUCACCACCUUUGUGAUCACACUCUACACAUUCUCUUCUUCACACCCUUUUCGUUUGUCAAACUGGUCUUCAAUAUUCUCAUACCAGCGACAGCAUAGUUCAUGCACUCCAGAACAGUGGUCCAAUGGGCGUUGGGUAUAUAGCCCGACGUCUGACCUGGUAAAUUUAACGCGUCCGGAAGAAGCACUUUCCUUAGCGGGCUUUGAAGGUUGUGCUGCAGACCGUGAAUACCACUGGCAUCUAGGCACAGACCACGAAGAACAAUGGGACAGAUUUCCUAAGGUCUCUUCGUACAGAUGGUUGCCUUCGAGCCAGUGUGAUGUACAUCCUCUCAAUGGCGCAGCGAUGGUCAAGGACAUGGUAACGAAUGGCGGAUGGCUUUUACUGGGCGACUCGAUAACAGAAAACCAUUUCUUUUCGCUGUCGUGUCUGUUGUACCCGCACGUCCGUGCAACCCCGAAUUACACAGAAAAUCCCUACUUUGACCGUGCAUGGCAACAACAUUUAUACCUGUCGCCGUCGUCACCCCUGAUACCCGAAAUCACUAUGCCGGAGGGCUUCUCCAUCGAAAACACACCACUCGUUUCAUUCCGACGUGUUGACCUGCUUCUUAACGGAACAGAAAUAGACGCGUUAUACCACAGUUCAGCAUUUCCCGUUGAACCCGCCGACUUCAACAGUCAAAAUCCUAGUUCUCAAUACACCAAGGCAGACACCGUAUUCGGCGAAGAGGCAUUUUGGUCGCUUUCCCCAUCAGAAUACAUGGCCACAUUCCUUGAUUCACCUCCGGAUGCCAACUAUGGCACGCUGGUUGUGAGUACUGCUGGACACUGGACAACAACCGCAUUCCGUGCAUUUCGCGACGAGGACGCUGGAGAAGAUGCUGGUUAUGGUAUCCAUAAUGUUCUUGCGUUCUUCAAGGUUGCGAUGCGGACUUGGGCAGGCGAAGUGCAGAGCGCCAUCGCAGACUACCAUAAAAAUGGGGGCAGACGUCCAAAACAGGUAGUCGUUAGAGCGUAUCUGCCCGGCCACGAGAAUUGCCACAACAUCUUCGAGCCUACGGAGACAAUUACGCCAUGGGUUUAUAAGUGGUAUAAUUGGCCAUGGAUUGCGGACUUCAACACAGCAUUCCAGGAGCUGCUGUCAUCACCCGAGUUCCCGGACAUCCAUUAUCUUCCGAUUGAGAGACCGGGACGGCUGCGCCCUGAUGCUCAUGCCUCUGGAGAUUGUUUGCAUCUCAUGACAGGUACCGGUGUUCUCGAGGGAUGGUCACACUACAUCUGGCAUUUUGUCACACGCGAACUCAAGUAG
This is a messenger RNA of Suillus bovinus, 1383 nucleotides long. RefSeq lists its product as uncharacterized. Gene Ontology annotation, cellular component: Golgi apparatus. The coding region runs from base 1 to 1383 and encodes 460 amino acids. The record is from RefSeq and is a predicted model, not a curated record. The transcript is spliced from 4 exons. Gene Ontology annotation, molecular function: O-acetyltransferase activity. Lineage: Eukaryota; Fungi; Basidiomycota; Agaricomycetes; Boletales; Suillaceae.